This is a messenger RNA of Myotis lucifugus (little brown bat), 1440 nucleotides long. It is a transcript of the gene DNAJA4, whose product is annotated as DnaJ heat shock protein family (Hsp40) member A4. Gene Ontology annotation, molecular function: Hsp70 protein binding; ATP binding. Lineage: Eukaryota; Metazoa; Chordata; Mammalia; Chiroptera; Vespertilionidae. The record is from RefSeq and is a predicted model, not a curated record. Gene Ontology annotation, cellular component: cytosol; cytoplasm. Gene Ontology annotation, biological process: response to heat; protein refolding.
CGGCGGCCUCCUGAGCUGCAUACAGCAACGCGCUCUUCCCAGCUCCUCCACACCUGCCUCGGCCCACUCACCGGCUGUCAUAAAUGGUGAAAGAAACCACUUACUAUGAUGUUUUGGGGGUCAAACCCAAUGCCACCCAGGAAGAACUGAAAAAGGCUUAUAGGAAGCUGGCCUUGAAGUACCACCCUGUUAAGAAUCCAAAUGAAGGAGAGAAGUUUAAAGAGAUUCCUCAAGCUUACGAAGUGCUCUCUGAUGCAAAGAAAAGGAAAUUAAAUGACAAAGGAGGAGAACAAGCAAUUAAGAAAUGUGGAACAGGUGGUGGUUUUGGUCCCCCCAUGGACAUCUUUGAUAUGUUUUUUGGAGGAGGAGGAAGGAUGCAGAGAGAAAGAAGAGGUAAAAAUGUUGUGCAUCAGCUCUCUGUAACCUUAAAAGAAUAUAAUGAUGCAAGGAGAAAACUAGCUCUACAAAAGAAUGUGAUUUGUGACAAAUGUGAAGGCCGAGGUGGUAAGAAAGGAGCAGUAGAGUGCUGUCCCAAUUGCCGAGGUACUGGAAUGCAAAAAAGAAUUCAUCAGAUAGGCCCUGGAAUGGUUCAGCAAAUUCAGUCUGUGUGCAUGGAGUGUCAGGGCCAUGGGGAAAGGAUCACUAAAGAUAGAUGUAAAAGCUGCAACGGAAGGAAGAUAGUUCGAGAGAAGAAGAUUCUAGAAGUUCAUAUUGAUAAAGGCAUGAAAGAUGGCCAGAAGAUAACAUUCCAUGGUGAAGGAGACCAGGAACCAGGACUGGAGCCAGGAGAUAUUAUCAUUGUUUUAGAUCGGAAGGACCAUGCUGUUUUCACUCGACAAGGAGAAGACCUUUUCCUCUGUAUGGACAUACAGCUGGUUAAAGCUUUGUGUGGCUUCCAAAAGCCAAUAGCUACUCUUGACAACCGAACCAUAGUCAUCACCUCUCAUCCAGGUCAGAUUGUCAAGCAUGGAGAUAUCAAGUGUGUAUUAAAUAAAGGCAUGCCAGUUUAUCAUAGACCAUAUGAAAAGGGUCGCCUAAUCAUCGAAUUUAAGGUAAACUUUCCUGAGAAUGGCUUUCUCUCUCCUGAUAAACUCUCUUUGCUGGAAAAACUCCUACCUGAAAGGAAGGAAGUAGAAGAGACUGAUGAAAUGGACCAGGUAGAACUGGUGGACUUUGAUCCAAAUCAAGAAAGACAGCGCCAUUACAAUGGAGAAGCAUAUGAGGAUGAUGAACAUCAUCCUAGGGGUGGUGUUCAGUGUCAGACCUCUUAAUGGGGCCAGUGAAUAACACUCACUGCUGGCAUUUUAUAUACAGUAGUGAAUGAGUGAAGGACUGUAACCAUAAUAUGCUCACUACUUGCUAUUGUUUUUGUUUUAAUAUUCAAGUAUAGUAGUGUUUUAAAAGUUAAAUGAAGAAUAAACUCAAAUAUAAAAGCUCUGA